Molecule: messenger RNA, 1431 nt
Organism: Mesorhabditis belari
Lineage: Eukaryota; Metazoa; Nematoda; Chromadorea; Rhabditida; Rhabditidae
Source: the annotation of a GenBank genome assembly
AUGACAUUAGUGGAGUUGGUGUGCAAAUAUCGAGGGAAUCGAAAGAUUCUCCUGCUCAUUGUUUACAUCGCUCUUUUCCUCGACAAUAUGCUCCUAACGACCGUCGUGCCGAUUAUCCCCGAGUAUCUUCUCCGAUUAUCGCAUCCAAAUGAGACGGAUCUCUUGCUGUACAAUGUUCAAAGUAAUGAUGUCUCGGACAACAUUCGAGGCAAGCGACAAGUCUGGAAUGAAGAUCAGGAUUGGGAUAUUCCGAUGGAGGAUCGUGAUCGGGACAUUGAUUGGGAGGAGAGCCCGCUUGCAUCGAAGGCGAAAAGUCGAAAGCCAAGCAGCAAGCAGAAAACAAAGAGUCGCUCACGAACAAAGUCGAAAAGUAAGAGUCCUAAUCGAGAGCUGGACAAGGAACGAGCGCCACCGGAAGAGGAUCCAAGCGCACGAGAAGGCCGACGUCACAACGUGCUCGCCGAAGAGAAUGUCCACGUCGGCAUGGGAAUGUUGGCUCAAGCGUAUCCAGACGACGCCGAGCGUGGAAGUGCUAUUGGGAUUGCGCUCGGUGGAUUGGCUUUAGGUGUUCUGGUGGGUCCACCGUACGGAGGAGUACUCUACGAGUGGGCGGGCAAGCCACUUCCCUUCAUCCUGCUCGCCCUCUUGGCACUAUUUGAUGGAAGCUUGCAAUUCCUCGUUCUUCAACCAAAAAUUGAUCGCAGUGAGCCCGAGGGAUCAUCGAUAAAACAACUCGCGAAGGAUCCGUUCAUCAUCGUAGCUGCUGGAGCUAUCACCAUUGGCAAUUUGGGGAUUGCAAUGCUUGAGCCAUCGCUUCCCUUGUGGAUGAUGGAGAGCUGGCAAGCCGGAUCGUUUGAGAGAGGCAUCGCUUUCUUGCCCGCUUCGAUCUCUUACCUCAUCGGGACAAACAUUUUCGGGCCUUUGGCCCACAAGAUGGGAAGAUGGCUAUCAGCGUUUAUUGGCUUGGUGGUGAUUGGUUUCUGUCUAUUGUUGAUCCCAUCGGCUACUUCGGUGGGCGGACUUAUUAUCCCGCACUUCUGCAUGGGUUUCUCAAUAGGUAUGAUCGACGCCUCAAUGUUCCCAUUGAUGGGCUAUUUGGUGGAUAUUCGACAUGUCGGCGUUUACGGAAGCAUUUACGCCAUUGCUGAUGCGGCUUUCUGUUUCGCUUUCGCGUUAGGUCCUUUCUGUUCGGGGCCUCUAGUGAGAUCGGUUGGAUUCCCGACCAUGAUGUACCUGAUCGCAAUCAUCAAUUUCAUCUACGCUCCAUUGAUGUUCUUGUUGAGAGAUCCGCCACCAAUAAAGCGGGAAAAUGAGGCAAGCGCCGUUUCAAACGGAGUAAACGGGGUGCCGAGUGUCGGCGCUGGAGGGGAUCAUUAUGAGAAAAUCGAGGGAUCUGAUGUUGUCCGAAUGCAAGGGUAUCAAUAUGAAUAC